AUGUCGAAUUUUAAUUCCACGCCACCAUUAAAUCGCACGAGUAACUCUGAUAACGACCAAGGAGAAUUCCUGGCGCUAAGGAUUAUUCAAGGGAUCGGGAUGUGCUUAUUUAUUCUUACUGGGAUUCCCGGGAACUUUUUAGUAUGUUAUCUGGUUCGGAGAACGCGACGACUUCGAACAGUCACAAAUUUGAUUAUCAGUAAUCUAGCCGUUGCGGACCUGGGGAUGUGUCUCUUUAACAUCCCCGUUUCCUUGGUAACUGUCAUUUAUAACCGUUGGGUAUUGACUGAUUUUGUAUGCCAGAUCGCAGGUUUCACUAACUCGUUAUUCCUCUUCGAAGCCUUGUGGUCUCUUGCCUUGGUUAGCAUUAGUAGAUACUGGUGUAUCGUGCAGCCUGGUAAAUUCUCCGCCAUUUUUACACGCCGCCGAACCUUGGCCAUGAUCACGGCAACGUGGAUCCUGUCGCUUCUCUGUGCCCUGCCACCCUUAUUUGAUUGGUCUAAAUAUGUCUUUACAGUCGGUAAAUCAACGUGCUAUUUCAACCUAAAUGAGCACUUCCCGUACACAAUUAUAUUAGCCAUUGUAGUGUUUAUUUUGCCUUAUAUUUUGAUUACAGUUCCUUACUACCGGAUCUUUCGUUUUAUCCGUGGUCACAGCCGAAGAAUGAGCAUCAACAGUAUAUCUGCAAGUUUCAGAAAGGCAACCCGUUCUACCUUUCAAGACUUCAAAGUAACAAAAUUAUUGCUUGUGGUUGUCUGUGUCUUCGUAGCCUGUUGGACCCCACACAUUAUUGUUAAUCUCAUGAACGGUUUUGGCAUCAUUCAAUCGAUUCCACGAAUUUUGAACGCCAUGAGCACGUUUUUAACUUUCCUUUCCAGUUCUUGCAAUCCGUUUAUCUAUGGUCUCAUGAACAAUAAGUUUCGCAAGGGUUUUCGUGCAGUUCUCUGCGCACCUUGCCAAAAAUUCGCUAAGCAAAAGACACCUAUGCUAGAAAGGAAAAUAAGCGGCGAAACUACCAGGAACUUAAGUUCAAGAUCAAGAAGUAGUCACAGGAGAGAAUGGAGAGUUGUAACAGAGACAAGGAACACAGUUUACGAGUCAUGUGUAUAA
Pocillopora meandrina is the source of this 1110-nucleotide messenger RNA. The record is from the annotation of a GenBank genome assembly. Lineage: Eukaryota; Metazoa; Cnidaria; Anthozoa; Scleractinia; Pocilloporidae.